Messenger RNA from Dentiscutata heterogama, 546 nucleotides. The record is from the annotation of a GenBank genome assembly. Lineage: Eukaryota; Fungi; Glomeromycota; Glomeromycetes; Diversisporales; Gigasporaceae.
AUGACCCCUAAUUUAAGACAAAUCUUUGCGUUUAACAAAAUGAAUGAACAUUUUAAAGAAUCCUGUCACGUGUUUAUGCUUAACGAAAUUAAUGACCUUAACGCUUCAAUUUUAAAUCGUUCUUACGAAAUAAAUGACUGUGAUACUUUAAUCUUAAAAAACGAGACCAUCAAAGUGAGAAAACGAACACCAAGGCAAGACAAAGUUAAUAGAGUUCCUAGACCUCCAAAUGCUUUUAUUCUAUAUAGAAAAGACAAACAAUUUGACGUUAUGACACAAAAUAAAAAUCUAACAAAUGCUCAAGUAUCCAAGCCAAAAAAACGUACAAAAGACACUAGUAAAAAUUCAUCGAAAAUGAUUAGUGCAAAGACUUUAUCGACUCUUUCGCCUCCUCGCGAAGAAUCUAUUAUCAACCAAAUUCCGUAUCAAACUUAUAGUAAUGAUAUUUCUUAUUUUAAUGAUAUACCCACGUAUUUUAAUGAAUUAUAUUACACUUUAGAGUUACCGUUAAAUAAUUUAGAUAUGAUCUACUACAUGAUACUCUAA